Molecule: messenger RNA, 2475 nt
Organism: Aegilops tauschii subsp. strangulata
Lineage: Eukaryota; Viridiplantae; Streptophyta; Magnoliopsida; Poales; Poaceae
Product: mitogen-activated protein kinase kinase kinase 3
Biological process (GO): protein phosphorylation; MAPK cascade
Cellular component (GO): cytoplasm
Molecular function (GO): MAP kinase kinase kinase activity; ATP binding
Source: RefSeq, a predicted model, not a curated record
UCCCGUUCGCUCGCGCUGCUCUGCUAGGCCCGGCUCGCGUCCGCCACCGCCGGAGCCCGCCGCCGAUGGGCACGCCGCAGCGCCCGCGCCCGCGGCAGCUGGCGCGCACCAACGCCAUGCGGAACUCCUCCUACACCGCGGACGCCGGCGCCGACGGGGACGGCGACCUCGCGGCCUACGGCGGCAUCCAGCUCAGCGUCGACCGCGCGGCCCGCGCCUCCCCUGGCGCCAGGGCCGGGUACGCGUCGCAGACCAGCUUCCGCAUCCACGGCGGCCGCGGGGGCGGGGAGGAGGUCGCCGAGCUCUUCCGCCAGCUCGGCCUCUCGGGCCCCGAGGACUUCGCCAUCCCGCCGGCCGUCUACGCCGCCGCCAACGCCGCCCGCCGCCGCGCCUCGCUCGAGGAGUCGUCCCCUGCGGCGUCGCCGUCGGGGGUUCCUGAAAUUUCGGGACGCCACGUUAUCGUCGCCUCUAGGUUGCAGCCAGCCGGCGACGGGGAGGAAGCUGGGUUAGCCACCGAAUUGGUCCAAUCGGAGAGUAUACAAGUUUCAGCAAAAGCAUAUCAACGACCAUGGGCUGAAUCCAAAGCCAUGUUGGUCGAAUCAGAGAGAGUGGAAACCUCUACACGAGAGGUCGCUGCUGUGUCUGAGCCGGAGAAUGCAGGUGAAGAGAAGGGGGGUGACAAAUUGGCCAAAGUGGAAACACUACGAGAGGAGAGGACAAGAGAAGUGGUUGUGGAGGCCACAAGGGAUGCUACUGGUGGUGCCCUGGCUCUCGUUGUUGCAGAGUCCACCUCAUGUGACAUUGAGCAUUUGGUCUCGCCGUCGCCGAAUAGGCGGUUUAGGAGAACCAUCACAUCCUGGAUCAAGGGAGGGCAUAUCGGAAGCGGAUCGUUCGGGUCAGUCUACGAGGCGAUCAGCGAUGAUGGGUUUUUCUUUGCUGUCAAAGAAGUGUCAUUGAUUGACCAAGGAAUCAAUGCAAAACAGCGCAUCGUCCAGCUUGAGCAUGAGGUAUCCCUCUUGAGUCGUUUGGAGCAUGACAAUAUUGUUCAGUAUUAUGGAACAGACAAGGAAGAUGGCAAAUUGUAUAUUUUUCUUGAACUUGUGACCCAAGGAUCUUUGGCAGCUUUAUAUCAAAAAUAUUGUUUACAAGAUUCACAAGUAUCAGCAUAUACAAGGCAGAUUUUGAAUGGUUUGAACUAUCUACAUCAGCGAAAUGUGCUGCACAGGGACAUCAAAUGUGCAAAUAUUCUAGUUGAUGCAAAUGGUUUGGUCAAAUUGGCAGAUUUCGGGCUUGCGAAGGAGAUGUCAAUUUUGAGCCAGGCAAGAUCUAGCAAGGGAACUGUUUUCUGGAUGGCCCCUGAGGUUGCUAAGGCUAAGCCACAUGGACCUCCAGCAGAUAUAUGGAGUCUUGGCUGCACAGUUUUGGAGAUGCUGACCGGCAAAGUUCCAUACCCUGAUAUGGAAUGGACACAUGCUUUGCUCAAAAUUGGUAGGGGAAUACCACCAAAAAUUCCAAAUACGUUAUCAGAAGAUGCCCGGGAUUUCAUAGCAAAGUGUGUUCAAGCAAACCAAAAGGACCGGCCAUCUGCUGCUCAGCUGUUGGAGCACCCUUUUGUGAAGAGACCACUGCAACAUUAAGGCGUGCGAUGUACAUAUUGCUAACACAUUUGCUUGUACAUAAGCUGGUUUUAAUUUCGCAUGUGGAAAGGUGUGGGUGAUACCGAGGAGUGAAGAUGAUCCUACAGCCCAAAAGUGUUCCUUGUUCACGCUCCCGCUUUAAUUGUUUCCCGGAGAUUUCAACAUUGAGAUAGCUAGCUUCCAACACGAGGAGCACCUAUCGGCAUUCAGUUGAAGGUAGCUCUGCAAUAUGAGUGAGAUUUGUUUCUCAUGGAGCCCGUAGCCUAGUCUGGGAGUGUGGAAUGACAGAUGUGCAGUGUGGAGUGCGAAGUGCUCACACAACAGUUCACUUUCCGACCGCGUUUACAUACCUUUACAGUUCACAUGCUGUUGCCAAUGCAAACUGAUCGUAUUGUCCAUGUUGUUGACUACUCCCUCCGUAAUAAGUGCCGCAUGCCGUGGUUUUAGUUCAAAUUUGAACUAAAACCACGGCACGCGUCACUUGUGUUUGGAACGGGGGGAAUAUUUGACUCUGACCUUGCUCCAUACCUGUACAGUUUAGUUCCUAUGGAAUACAAUCUGUUUCUACCAUAGAAGGUCCAGAAUUUCAGUGUAUAUGUCAUAUACCACCAGAUGCGCAUACGCAGCCAUGCAUGUUGAUUUUCUUAGAAGAUCUGCAGUGCUACUUCUGGCCUGCUCAUCAAAGAUUCAUCUCAUCACCUAUUGUAUAUUUGUAUUACUGUACAUGUUGGAUCCUUUUCAGUUUUCAUGAUACUGUACAUGCAACUGGAGUAACAAUGAGAGACCAAAGAACUGAAGAUACAGCAAAUUUCUAAUCUACUGUUGGUUCUUUUCCUCU